AUGCGUCUUCACGUUAUUCUCGCUGCGCUGGUAGGACCAAGCUGCGUGGAGAGCUUUGCGGUGCUGUGCACAGCGCCGAGUAGCAGUACAUCUCCCGUUUCGACCUCUCUACGAUGUCGAAGCACUCGGACGAUGAUGACGUUGCCCACAGCGGGGGACUUGAAUAGGGCGUUGGGCGCAGUGCUGGUCGGCGGGGCUUUGAUAACGGGAGCUAUGGACGUGGCUAGGGCAGACGUGUCCAUCAGCCCGAGAUGCAUCACGGGCGAGGGUGCGCAAUGCGAGGACUUGGCGGAGGGGAACGAGCUCAUCAAGUCUCUGCAGGCCAAGUCGGCGAUCUCCAAGGACCGUUACUUCCAGGAGACCCUUGACACCUACAACGUCCACAAUUUUAAAGAUUACUUCAAAGCGGAGAGCAAGCACAUGGUGAAACACAACACCGGGAAAUACGAGAUCCUGACGAACGCAGAGUACGCUGCCGCUGAAAAGGCGGGCAAGGUCAGGAACGACGUCUUCCUCGGGGAGGACUGAUGGCGCCGCCGCCCGCUCACGCCUCCAUACCUGGAAUUGAGACCUGCUGCUGCUCUGCUGCGUUUGUUCCGGCCGCUUCGCAAACUUCUACUGUUGGUGGUGGUACCCUGUAUAUGACGUACCUCUGAGUCGAGUCGAGCCUCGUUUGGGCGAUCCUAUACUCUCUGACAACUCCCAGUUUUCGGCAAACGCAUGGAGUAGUUUUCCUUAGGCCUUGCGCGGAUUCGAUUCCCCCACACGUAGAACGGGAUGCUGGCCGCACGUAUGCCUGCAUAGCUACUCCCAGGGGGGUUGUAGGAUAAGGGUUCCUAUCGAACUUCUUGUUCGUAAGAGGCAGGAGGGUCGCAAGGUACCAGGCGUCGCGCGGCGUACCACGGCUCUUUUAUUUCUUUUCUUUUUUUUGUCUUCACUUUAAAUCAACGCUCACAGCACUUGUGCUGUUUACUCC
Ectocarpus siliculosus is the source of this 976-nucleotide messenger RNA. NCBI's taxonomy places the organism in Eukaryota, Phaeophyceae, Ectocarpales, Ectocarpaceae. The record is from the annotation of a GenBank genome assembly.